Anarrhichthys ocellatus (wolf-eel) is the source of this 3044-nucleotide messenger RNA. It is a transcript of the gene zbtb47b, whose product is annotated as zinc finger and BTB domain containing 47b. Gene Ontology annotation, cellular component: nucleus. NCBI's taxonomy places the organism in Eukaryota, Metazoa, Chordata, Actinopteri, Perciformes, Anarhichadidae. The coding region runs from base 377 to 2620 and encodes 747 amino acids. The transcript is spliced from 6 exons. Gene Ontology annotation, molecular function: DNA-binding transcription factor activity, RNA polymerase II-specific; protein binding. Gene Ontology annotation, biological process: regulation of transcription by RNA polymerase II. The record is from RefSeq and is a predicted model, not a curated record.
CCUUCCCACAGUUUUCAUUGCUCACGCCGAAAAAAAGAAAAACAAAUCCAUCCAAGUAGCCUCCAGUACAAAGAAAUAAGCCUGUCUCGCAACUCCACGUUAAACGGUACCGUGUCCCUUUAAAACCGUCUGACAAAAAGCCCAUAUGAUCCCCGAGCUCCAAUCACCAAUUCCUUCUGCAAAAGCAGCCUCUGCAUUUUUGUCUGUCUGAACGCUACAGCAGCACGGUGGGGGUACAAAAAAAAAAAAAAGAUUGAGGAUAAGGCAGAAAGCUGAAGAAAUGUGAUAAUUCAACGGUCAUUUUCAUGGCGGAGGGGAAACUGGUGCGGAAGGAGUUAUUCUGGGACUCCUUUGAGCCUCGAAACGCUGGAUCAAAAUGCUCAUAGUGGAGAAGACCACAGACUUCCCCUCUGCAGAGUUCUCCCUGGUGGAGGAUGUGGCUCUGCACUUCACCUGUUUGAUGGACGGGCUGAACGAGCAGCGCCUCUUCCAGCCUGACCUGUGCGACGUCGACAUCGUUCUGGUGCGUCAGCACAGCACCUUCCCGGCCCACAAGGGCGUGCUGGCGGCCUACAGCCCUUUUUUCCACUCCCUUUUUGCACAAAGCAAACAGCUGCGGCGGGUGGACCUGUCACUGGACGCCCUGACCUCGCAGGGCCUGCAGCAGAUCCUCAACUUCAUUUACACUUCCAAACUGCUGGUGAGCAGCCGCACUGUCCACGACGUGCUCAACGCAGCUGCCCUGCUUCAGAUGAGCGACAUCGCAGCCUCCUGUCGCGACCUCAUCAGCAGCCACUCGCUGAGAACCACCUGCGCAGAUAUGGCCAGUCAGAAAGGGCUCGGUGGCGGUGACCCGGCUUCUGUAGCGAUGCCUUCCAGCCAGCUCUACCCGGAGAUCAAACAGGAGUCGGAGCUGGGGAGGUUGUACAAGAGGGACGGCAGCAGCCCGUUCUCUGUGAGAGUGGAGGAGGCGGACAAGACGGCCUCCCAGCAGAAGCAGUAUUACCAGAAGGACGCGUCAGGGGGCGGGGCUGGUACAGGUGUGGCCGCUCUGUGCAAAGUCGAGAGCAACGGGGAGGAGUCGAAGACCGCCGACAGCCACGGCUCCUUCAACAGAGACCAGAUCAUUGUUGAAGUCAACCUCAACAACCAGACCCUCAACGUGUCAAAGGGGCCGGAGACCAAAUCAACAAGCGCCAUGGAGGCGGCCGCCAUGUUUGGUUGUUGCCACGACAACGAGAGAGAUUCAGAAGAAGGGGAGGAGGACGAGGCGGAGAUCGACGACACGGGCGGAGAAGAGGAGGAGGACGACGACGAGCUGAAGAGGGGGGACAUACUGGGGCCGAGCAGCGAGGAGGAAGACGAGGAGGACGAUGAGGAAGAGGAGGAAAACACCUUAAACAUUCCAGGCUUGGAGCAGCCGGCCUUGAUGGAUCGAACCCGCCGGGGCACCAGAGCCUAUGCCAUGGCGGGUACCACCGCCUCCAUGCGGCAGACACUAGCAGAGGCCAAGCUGGCCAACCAGCGGCUGGGCGGUAGGAGGACGCUGGAUGCAGAGGGCCUGGGCCAGAAGGUGAGGCUAGAGGAGAAGCAACAUUUCCCAUGUAAGAAAUGCCCUCGCGUCUUCAACAACCGCUGGUACCUGGAAAAACACAUGAACGUCACUCAUAACCGCAUGCAGAUCUGCAACAACUGUGGGAAACGCUUCCUGCUGGAGAGCGAGCUGCUGCUGCACCAGCAGACCGACUGUGAGAAGAGCAUCCAGUGUGUAACAUGUGGCAAGGCCUUCAAAAAGCUGUGGUCGUUACAUGAGCAUAACAAGAUCGUCCACGGCUACGCCGAGAAGAAGUUCUCCUGCGAGAUCUGCGAGAAGAAGUUUUACACCAUGGCUCACGUCCGGAAGCACAUGGUUGCUCAUACGAAGGACAUGCCAUUCACCUGUGAGACGUGCGGGAAGUCGUUCAAGCGCAGCAUGUCCCUGAAGGUUCACUCUCUGCAGCACUCGGGAGAGAAACCCUUCAAGUGUGAGAACUGCAGUGAGCGCUUCCAGUACAAAUACCAGCUGCGAUCCCACAUGAGCAUCCACAUCGGACACAAGCAGUUCAUGUGCCAGUGGUGCGGAAAGGACUUCAACAUGAAACAGUACUUCGACGAACACAUGAAGACACACACUGGAGAGAAACCGUACAUCUGUGAGAUCUGCGGGAAGAGCUUCACGAGCCGGCCCAACAUGAAGCGCCACCGCCGCACCCACACCGGGGAGAAGCCCUACCCCUGCGAGGUGUGCGGCCAGCGCUUCCGCUUCUCCAACAUGCUCAAGGCCCACAGGGAGAAAUGCUUCCGCGUCAGCAACCCCAUGGUUAACGACGGCAACGACCCCCUCGGCCUCCAUCAGCCUCUGGCCUCGCCCGCCGCGGACUCUUCCGGCCAGGUGCAGCUGGGGGCGGCGCUCCCCGCCACAUCUGCGACCACACCCGCUGCUGCCUCUAGUCCACACCACCUCCAUGGCACCCAGCUGUCUCUUCCCCUGCUGCACUCCAUGGGGGGGCUGCCUCCCACCCCUCAUUUACCCCCGCCGCCUCCCCUGUUCUCUGCCGGUAGGAUGAACUCCAACAACUAACAAACAUCCGUAGCAUCAAAAGCACUUUUGUUACUAUUGUUUUUCUUAGAGCUUUUAAGGGGACUCCUGCAGCCGGAGAGUGAUGCGCCUCAGUGACAUUUACACUGAGAGGAAAAACUGACUGAAGGCUAACACACAUACACCUACCACAAUAAGAAAUAGUUAUUUUUUACUCCGUUUAAUACAAUAGAUAACCUCAGAGUCCAGUAGGACGUGUCGUCACCAUGCCUCUCCUCAUGAAUUUCACAACUCUGUUCUGGUUUCUUUUGGGAUUUUCCACCCCCGCACACAUCUCUCCAGAGUCUUGCACAAUGCAUUGAUUGUAGCAUCUUUUACAAAGUCUAAGGAAGAGUUUCCUAAAUCCUCACUCUACGGGGGUCACAAGUCAAGCGAGAACCACACUAUAAUGAGAAUUAUAAAAAAA